Pteropus alecto (black flying fox) is the source of this 584-nucleotide messenger RNA. RefSeq names its product mal, T cell differentiation protein like (gene MALL). Gene Ontology annotation, molecular function: structural constituent of myelin sheath. The transcript is spliced from 4 exons. Gene Ontology annotation, cellular component: membrane. NCBI's taxonomy places the organism in Eukaryota, Metazoa, Chordata, Mammalia, Chiroptera, Pteropodidae. The coding region runs from base 1 to 462 and encodes 153 amino acids. Gene Ontology annotation, biological process: myelination. The record is from RefSeq and is a predicted model, not a curated record.
AUGGCCUCCCGGGACCUGCCGCCCCCAACCAGCCACGCGCCGCCGGACGUGCCCACGGGGCUGGAGCUGUUCCUGACUAUCCCCUACGCCUUCUUCCUGCCGGAGCUGGUGUUCGGGUGCUGGGUCUGGAUCCUGGUGGCCUCCACUCAAGUGGCAAACCCACUGCUACAAGGAUGGGUGAUGUACGUCUCGCUGACCUCGUUCCUCAUCUCUCUGCUGUUCCUGCUGUCUUACCUGUUUGGAUUUUACAAGAGAUAUGAGUCUUGGCGAGUCCUGGACAGCCUGUACCACGGAACCACUGGCAUCCUGUACAUGAGCGCGGCUGUCCUGCAGGCACACGCCACCAUCGUUUCUGAGACCCAGGACAUACACAACUACUACAUAAACACUACAGCCUCGUUCUUCGCCUUCAUCACCACCCUGCUCUACGUCCUGCACGCCUUCAGCAUCUAUUACCACUGAGGGACCGAGGGCCUGCCAUGCGAAGUGCUCUCAAAACCAGGGUCAUUGGCUCCCGAGGGUCAUUUCAGCCUUCGUCAUCUUGAUGAAAACAGAUCAACAAAACAUCAAUGGGACUAACGGAC